AUGAUAAUGUCAUCAAUGAUCGAUGUGGAAUUUCGUUGUCCUAACGCAAGUUGUUAUCCAUUAGCUAAAAUUUCAGUGUCUCGGCUGCUAUAUUGCCAGACUGCUUGCUUAGCUCAAGAACGAUGUCGUACCAUCAAUUUUCAUCAAUCAAAUAACCUAUGUGAAUUAUUUGCUGAAGUGCCUGACAAUAAUGAUACCAUAUUAGCAAAUACUGGAACUGUACUUAUGACUAUUAUUGAUGGAACACGGGUGCCUUUUGAUUAG
Rotaria sp. Silwood2 is the source of this 264-nucleotide messenger RNA. NCBI's taxonomy places the organism in Eukaryota, Metazoa, Rotifera, Eurotatoria, Philodinida, Philodinidae. The record is from the annotation of a GenBank genome assembly.